Molecule: messenger RNA, 1989 nt
Organism: Cryptosporidium ubiquitum
Lineage: Eukaryota; Apicomplexa; Conoidasida; Eucoccidiorida; Cryptosporidiidae
Exons: 1
Coding region: 1-1989 (662 amino acids)
Source: RefSeq, a predicted model, not a curated record
AUGAUCGAGAAAAAAAGAGAUAAACUAUUUGGUGUGGCUACUUCAAUUGCAAAAGGUGCGGAAGUAGCUUCGAGUAUUGACUCUCUGAGGCCAGUGGUGACAAAUGGAAUUAAGAACGAAACAAGAGAAAACAAAAGUAGGUGGAGUGUGGAUUCUUUUGGAUCUUUAGAUAAUCAAGAAACUGAUUUAUCUUCCUUUGGAACUCCUAUAACUCAAAAAGGUGAGAAUAUUUUAAUUAAUCAUACAAAAGAGAGAAAGUUGAUUGUAUCAUCAAAUUGUAUUCAAUUAAUUCCCAAGUCAAAAUAUCUUUCUUUGAGUGAUACCAAUAAUAAGCCAUUAGAAGUAGAAAAGGAUGUACGAGAUUUCCAGAUCAAGGAGUAUAUGAUUGAUACAAUGCCCCCUGAAAAAGAUCAAAAUGACCUUUUAUCAAAACAAUCUAAUGAAAAUUUAAUUAAAGGUGAAAUUAGAGAUCUACCACUAGUGCCAAAUAUCCCAUUUUCUCUUUUUAUUUCCUAUUUCAGAGAACAGAGAAACCAGACUUGCAAGAAACUACUGUCAGUUUGGAGAGGGUACAAGACAAGGUCAAUAUUAAGAGGAAGUUUAAGAGGAUUACCCUUAUUGGAGGCUAAUGGUGAUGGAAUCGUUUUUCACACUAGAAAAGUCUAUUUGGGUUACACUAUCCACAAGAUUCUCUUGUCCAUAAUAGAUUUGUAUGAUUUAAUAUUGGAUGAGGAAUCUAGGGCAUCUCAAGGUUGUGUUGGAGGUGGUACCAAUUCUAGUUCUUGGUUGGAUGCAAUGUAUGAACAGGUUGGAGACUUCAAAAACAAGUAUAUUUCGGAAGUUAAUAGUGCUUUAAAGGAAGGUUCUGGAAGAAGAUGGGUUUCAGAUAUUGUUAACGCUAGGGAAGCAAAUAGAGGAGAUAUUUCAAGGAAACCAAGAGAAAGAAAGGGGUUACUUCCAAUGAGGUUCGAAAACAAAUAUAAAGAGAAGAUUCUGAGAAGCAAGUUACUUUUGAAGUCUAACAAAACUGUAAUUAGAAAAAACAACAUGGGAGAUCAGAAUAUCACAAAGGGGAGAGGGGCCAAUGAUAUAAAAAGUUUACUAGGAGGGAAGCAGGAACAUCUAAGCAAAGAUGAAGAGUAUAUUAAUGGCUUUAGUCAUAUUUAUCUUCCUUAUUGCUUAGUGAAAUCCAAUUCUUUGGAGGAGGUUUCUAGUUAUUUGGGUGUAAAGAUAGACCAAAUUACAGGUAUAAUCCAGGAAGAAUCUAUUUUAAACACUGGCAAUAGUAGCAGUAAUGCCAAUAAUUAUAAUAGCUUUGAAACAGAGAGUGGUUUUGAACUGACUCCAGGAUUAGGAAGAAGAAUGGGUGAGUUUACUAAUGAUAACACUCCAUUUUUAGAUAGGACAACUCCAAAUCCGUUGAGAGAACCCAACUUCAACAUGUACUUUACACCAAACAGUUUUGUUCAAGGCUCAUAUAAGGAUCAAGGACAGGAUCUUGCCGAAUAUUAUACUCCAGUUCAGGAGGAGUUUGGGGAUCCUAUGAUUGAAAAUUGUGAAUACGGAAAUGAACAUAUAGAGAAACAAGGAAUAACUCAGAAAUCCAUUAGUCAAAUUAAACCAAAACCAUAUUUAAAGAGGAAAAGCAAGAGUAUCUUGCCAUCAAGAGAGACUGAUAUAGAAUUGGACAAGGUAAAAUCAAAAGUUAAAGAGCUUUAUAAAGGUAAGAAUCUAAUUGAAAAGAAGAUUUCAAGAAAAGUCCCAGCUUCAGGUGGAUAUGAACUAUCGGGUUCUAGGAUCCCAAAUAUAUCUUCCACUCUAAAUAUAAUUUCAGUUUCAAAUUCUCCUUCUUCAAGGAAUUCUUCAUCAAAGGUUUCAAGAAUUCCAAAGUACACUACAGUUAGUUUAAAUAAUACGUUUAAAAACUCCCAGAAUAGUAAGGGAGUGGAUACUCCACAAAUAAUUAGAUCAAGAUAUAGUGAUUUUUAA